AGGCCAACGCGAACUGUCUUCAUUUUAUCUUGCUUUAUAAUUCCUAAUUAAAUCCCUGAUAAACGAUCAUAUGUUUCACACAAUUAAACCAUAAACUGUUUUGCUAUAAAUGAUCCUGACAUUCUCGCGUCGGCCAAAUCUUUCGAUCACACGCGACGAAUGAUGAAUUCCUUCUCGUGCAUCGUUCUUUUGUGCCUUCAAUCUUAUCUCAGUCUGAUCAGGAUUGCCGUAGGUCAAACUGCGACGCCUACCUGCACAGAAAUAGGUGCUUUCGAGAUCUACGACGGGACCUGCAAGAAUUAUUAUAUUUGUGUGGACGACGGCGAGAAACUCAAUCCGGUGAACCUAAUGUGCGCCAGUUCUGCCAUAUUCGACCCUCUUCAGGGCAGAUGCGUAUCUGAGAGCACGGCUACGUGUCAGCAAACGACGACGAUGCCACCCUCGACCACCACUUCAGCACCACUCUGCGUUAGAUACGGCAGAUUCCCAAUACAGGACGCGCAGUGUAAAAGGUAUUACCUGUGUUACUGGGACGGCGUUCGUUACACCAUAAUGGACAAUCUGUCAUGCCCGAAUACGCUGGUAUUCAACCCGGUAUCGGAAAAAUGUGUACCGCCAGAGAGGUAUACAUGUCCGGGAACAAUUGGAUAAGGAUGAUCGAACAUUAUAAUGUAAAUUAUACAUAUUCGCACUUUAUAAAAUGCUCUUGCGUGAUUCUGAGAAAAAUAAUCAUGUAAACUAAUAUAAGAAUAACGAUUGUUAAAUAUUAA
Molecule: messenger RNA, 770 nt
Organism: Pogonomyrmex barbatus (red harvester ant)
Lineage: Eukaryota; Metazoa; Arthropoda; Insecta; Hymenoptera; Formicidae
Cellular component (GO): extracellular region
Molecular function (GO): chitin binding
Source: RefSeq, a predicted model, not a curated record